AUGGAUUACACCGGCGGCACCGCGGAGGCCGAUCACCUCUGCGUCUUGGUCCACGGGCUUUGGGGUAACCCCAACCACAUGGCCCAGAUCGCCAAAACGUUGCGAGCCAAGUACCCGGCCGAUAAACUUUAUCUGUUGCUCGCCAAGCGCAACAGUGGUUCAUUUACCUAUGAUGGCAUUGAACGGGGCGGUGAGCGUGUGUGUGCCGAGAUCGAGGAGGAGCUGCGCCUGAUCGAGGAGAGGGGUGGCAAGAUUACCAAGCUGAGUAUCGUGGGAUACUCUCUCGGUGGACUCGUCUCCCGCUACGCUGUGGGUUUGCUUCAUUCCAAGGGCAUUCUCGAUAGUGUGGAGUGCAUGAACUUUGUCACUUUCGCGACGCCGCACCUGGGAGUACGCACCCCGCUGCGAGGAUGGCACAACCACUUGUGGAAUGUGCUGGGCGCCCGCACUCUGUCCAUGUCCGGCCGCCAGUUGUUCACCAUCGAUAACUUCCGCGGCACUGGCCGACCGCUCCUCGCCGUUCUCGCCGACCCCAACUCCAUUUUCCUCGCCGGCUUGAAGCGCUUCAAGCGCCACACGCUUUACACCAACAUCGUCAACGACAGAAGCGCAGUGCACUACACCACCGGCAUUUCCAAGACCGAUCCGUAUACCAACCUUGACAGAAUCAGAUGCAACUACGUCAAGGGAUACGAGGAUGUUGUUCUCGACCCGAACCACCCGGUUGCUCCAAAGCCCAAGGUCUCCGGGCCAACCACUCUCUCAUCGGUUGCCGGCGCCGGCUGGAAGUGGAUCCAACGCGUGCCCUUCGCCCUCGCCCUUGCCAUCUUCGUCCCUAUUGGUGUCAUUGCAUUUCUCUUCAGCUCCGUCGUCCAGACAGUCCGUUCGUCGAAGCGCAUCCAGCUGCACGAGAAGGGUCUCGCGGGCGUGGCCAUCGAGGAGUACCGCGGCCCGCUGUGGAUGAAGGAGAUUCGCGAGGAAGUGGAACAUGUCUAUGAGACGCUCAACAGCUCGCAAGACCAAGAGUACCUGGCGAGCGAGACGGAUGAGGACCUGGACGAUGCUGAGAUGGAUCGCAGCACGACGCAGCUCCUUGCCCGGGAGAGGCGCAUGUCGGUGCCAUCGCAGCCCACGCUCGCGCUGGCGCCCUACCAGUUCCAGAUGAUCCAGAAUCUCGACUCGGUCGGCUGGCACAAAUAUCCUGUGUGGAUCCACAAGGACCGCCACAGCCACGCCGCCAUCAUUGUACGCUGGGAGAAGAAGUCCUUUGCAGAGGGGCAUGUCGUGCUCAAGCACUGGCUGAACGAAGAGUUCAUCGUCUAG
Colletotrichum graminicola M1.001 is the source of this 1323-nucleotide messenger RNA. RefSeq lists its product as uncharacterized. The transcript has 3 exons. Lineage: Eukaryota; Fungi; Ascomycota; Sordariomycetes; Glomerellales; Glomerellaceae. The coding region runs from base 1 to 1323 and encodes 440 amino acids. The record is from RefSeq and is a predicted model, not a curated record. Gene Ontology annotation, molecular function: monoacylglycerol lipase activity.